GACCAGACGCGUUUCCACUGCCAACCAGCCCAUUGACAAGCCCAACAUCAAUACGUCGUAAUCUUGCACUGCUCUUCCUGUCGACAUCACUCAAAACAACCCCCAAGCUCGGACACGGCGGAAAAGCGCAGCGUAGACUCUGGUGACGACAACGUAUAUUCCAUAUUCCAUAACCCAUUCAUACCAGCGCCUCUCCGCAUCUCCGCCCUCCCAAACGCCCAUCAAUACCGCCAAACUGUCACCCAUACUCCUCAACCGCACCUCCGGCCUGAGUUUUGCAGGCGACCCGCGGGCCCGCCCAUCAGACUCGCCCUCAUCGUACGCCAAAAUGUCGCUGGAUCCCGCAAAGGACGCGCGGAGGCGACGUAGCAGUAGUCUUGUCUACAAGGAGCCUCCCGAGUCGCUGGAGCAGCUGAGCGACCAGUCGGCCCUGCCCAACUUGAAUGCAGAAUGGGUCAACGCAAAGGGUGCCUGGGCUAUCCACUUUGUCCUUAUCUUCUUCGGCAAGAUCUUAUUCGAUAUCAUCCCCGGCAUGUCGCAAGAAGCAUCAUGGACCCUAGUCAACCUCUCGUACGUGGCCGGAUCAUACCUCAUGUUCCAUUAUGUUCGCGGUGUGCCCUUUGACUUCAACUCGGGCGCCUACGACAACCUCAACAUGUGGGAGCAGAUUGACAACGGGGACCAAUACACUCCGGCGAAGAAGUUUCUUCUCACCGUGCCAAUUGUGUUGUUCCUUGUUAGUACGCAUUACACCAAUUACCAUCUGACGUAUUUUCUUAUCAACGUCGUUGCAACGAUAGCAGUAGUCAUUCCCAAGCUACCUUCGUUUCACAGGAUACGAUUCGCCUUCUUCAACAACCCCCCGGAUGACAUAUAG
Pyrenophora tritici-repentis Pt-1C-BFP is the source of this 877-nucleotide messenger RNA. The record is from RefSeq and is a predicted model, not a curated record. NCBI's taxonomy places the organism in Eukaryota, Fungi, Ascomycota, Dothideomycetes, Pleosporales, Pleosporaceae.